Molecule: messenger RNA, 813 nt
Organism: Solanum lycopersicum (tomato)
Lineage: Eukaryota; Viridiplantae; Streptophyta; Magnoliopsida; Solanales; Solanaceae
Source: RefSeq, a predicted model, not a curated record
AUGGAAAAAGAGCAGAUGAAGUUUAGGUUGAGUAAUAAAGAAGCAACUUUCAAUAUUUGUAGGUCCAUGAAGGAGAGUAGUGAGAUCCAAAUAGUAUCUACAAUCACCUAUGUAGUUGAGAGUGUCUCAGAAGUGCAGGUUGACGAGCGAUUAGGUGUUGAGGCACUAACAAGUAUUAUCAAGAAUUUUGACGGUGAUGGUAUUGAAGAGUAUGGUUUUUUGGUGGCCACAUUUGAACGAAACGAAUAUCGGUUAAAGCCAACAAAGUUAGAGUUAGGCAUGAAGCAUCGUGAGUCUCCAUCUGCGAGACCAUCUAUUGUGGAGGCACCAAAAUUAGAGAUUAAGGCUCUACUAAUGCAUUUGAUGUAUGUGUUUCUGGGUAAAGAUGACACUUCACCGGUGAUUAUUGCAGCAAAUCUAAAUGGGCAACAAGAGAAAUUCCACUUUAUGGUGAAAGUAGGUAUAGUGUUGGGAAAUCAAAUCAUAGAAAAGGGGAUAGAGGUUGAUUGGGCCAAAGUCGAGGUGAUAGAGAAGCUUCCACCACCCAUAUCUAUCAAGAGGGUGAGAAGUUUCCUUGGGUGUGCUGGUUUUUAUCGGAGGUUUGUCAAGGAUUUUUCAGAAAUUGCACACCCUUUGUGUAAACUUCUAGAGAAGGACUGUAAGUUCUAUUUCAAUAAAUCCUGUGUGUAUGCAUUUGGAGAGUUGAAAGAGAAGUUAGUUUCUGCUCCCAUCGUUAUUUCACCAAAUUGGGGUGAGCCAUUUGAGGUGAUGUGUGAUGCGAGCGGGUGGCACUUGGUGUGGUAUUGUGAUUGA